This is a messenger RNA of Naegleria lovaniensis, 2850 nucleotides long. RefSeq lists its product as uncharacterized. The transcript has a single exon. Gene Ontology annotation, biological process: rRNA processing. Gene Ontology annotation, cellular component: nucleus. Bases 1 to 2850 code for a protein of 949 amino acids. The record is from RefSeq and is a predicted model, not a curated record. Gene Ontology annotation, molecular function: RNA helicase activity; ATP binding; nucleic acid binding. NCBI's taxonomy places the organism in Eukaryota, Heterolobosea, Eutetramitea, Acrasida, Naegleriidae.
AUGCCCAGAACAACUCGACUCACUCCACAAGAGAAAUUACGCAAGGAAGCUCAAGAAGUGGAAGUGUUACGGCAAGCAGUGAUUGAACAUACUCCACCAAAAGGAAUAAAUCCAUUGGCCAAGUCGGGCGGGAGUGGUACUUGGUCAUCGGAUCCGAUGGUUAUUCCGGGAACGUUUACGAAAUUUUCAGAAUUACCAAUUUCGCAAUAUACGAAAGAUGCUUUGAAGAAGGCUGGAUUUGUGAAUUUGAAAGAUAUUCAGAAGGCUUCAUUGUUGUACUCUCUAGGUGGGAGAGAUAUUUUGGGUGCUGCCAAGACUGGAUCUGGUAAAACCCUUGCUUUUAUAAUACCUGUUUUGGAAUUAUUAUAUAGAAAAAGAUGGGGAAAACUUGAUGGCCUCGGAGCAUUGAUAUUGGCUCCUAAUAGAGAAUUGGCACAUCAAAUAUUUGAAGUUUUGAAACUUUGUGGACGGUAUCAUCACUUUAGUGCUGGAUUACUAGUUGGAGGUACAAAGAAUUUGAAAGAAGAGAAGGAACAAAUUUGCAACAUGAAUAUUCUUGUUGCUACUCCUGGCCGGUUGCUUCAACACAUGGACGAAACUCACGGAUUUACUUGUACAAAUUUACAAAUUCUUGUUUUGGACGAGGCUGAUCGAUUAUUAGAAUUUGGAUUUAAGAAGGAAAUUAAUGCAAUUUUGGCAGGAUUGCCAAAGAGUAGACAAACUCUAUUAUUUAGCGCUACUCAAACCAAAGACAUUAAGGACUUGGCAAGACUUUCUCUCAGCAAGACCAAUACAGAAUAUAUUUCUGUGCAUGAGGCAGAGCCUGUACCCAAACAACUCACUCAACACUAUAUUGAAUGUGAGUUGCAAGACAAAAUUGACAUUUUAUUUUCCUUUUUGAAGAGUCAUCAAACGAAAAAGACUAUUGUAUUCGCCUCAACCGUAAAGCAAGUUGCAUUUUUGUAUACAGCGUUCAAGCAACUUCCAAUCCCUGUUAAAAUAUUCAAGCUGGCAGGAAGAAUGUCACAAGCAGUAAGAAGAGAAAUGCACGAAGGGUUCACAUCUUCUAAAGCUGCUGUUUUAUUUGCAACAGAUAUUGCAGCACGUGGUUUGGACUUUCCUCGAGUAGAUUUUGUGCUUCAAUUGGAUGCUCCAGUGUCUAAAGCAUUUUAUAUUCACAGAAUGGGAAGAACCGCCAGAAAUGAUUCUGAUGGUAAAUCCAUUGUGUUCAUUAUGCCACAGGAAAAGGAGCUUCUUUCCUUCCUUUUUGAUAAGGAUAGCUUGGAAACGAGCUCAUUGAAAGAGAUGAAAAUUAAUCCAGACAAAAUCGUCACAAUUCGACAACAACUGGCAGCUCUUGUUUCACACGAUCCUAAUUUGAAGCAAGCAGCCAUGAAAUAUUUCCAAACAUAUAUCAAACAUCUUUACAAGCACUAUGGCUAUGAUUUGGAUAUUAAAUCAUUGAAUCUGGAUGGUUUUGCUGUCAAGUUGGGAUUGGCUCUAAAACCAACAUUGGUGUUGAAUCCAAACGAUCGAAUGAAGAAAGAGAUUCGUCUCAACAUGACUGAAGAUGAUAUGGAUGACGAAUCUGAGAGUGAUAGCGGUGACGAUACUGACGACGAUGAUACCUCCAGUGAUUCUAGCGAUUCGUCAAGUGACGAAGAAAUCGAAAACUUAUCUAAACUCGGUAAAGGAAGCGUGCUUGCAAAACAAUUGUCACUUGAUGAAAGCGACGAAGAGGAUAACGGCGUGGACUAUGACAGCAUCGAAGGUGAUGAUCAGGAAUCGAGUAAUAUGAAUAACGACGAGAGCGACGAAGAAAAAGAUGCAGAAAUGCAAUCAAAAAUUGACAGCAUUCCAAUUGAUGAUGGCGACGAUGAGGUUGAAUAUAAAGUGGAAUAUGAUCCAAACGCACCUUCUGACGAUGACUAUGGUGACAUUAGUAGUGAUUCCUCUGACGACGAUGCAGACGAGAGUGACAAUGAAGCAAUCAAAGAAGACGAUAAUGAAAAUGCAGACAAAAAAUCUAAAAAGAAGCUCUCAAAAAUUGACAAAUAUUUACAGAGGAAAGCACAACUUGACAAACGAUCCAUUGUUAUUGGAGAGGAACCAUCUCAAGAGGAAGACUUUUUCUAUGUGAAACGAUCCAAUCACAAACUGGAUGAAAAAGAUGACGUUCCAAUCUAUGUCAACAAGAAAAAGUUUAUGCAACAAGUCGACAGUAAGAAACACAUUAUAUUUAAUAAGGACGGAAAGAAGACUACCAAGUUUGAAAGUAUCAUUAACGACAUUAAGAAGAAUAAUUCUGAAAACGUUACCAAAGAUCGUUCAGACUUUUUACAUGAGAUCAAAUCCAGAAUGAAAUCCAAGGACGGCGAAGACAAACAACAUGAAAAAGAAAGAUUAAAACACAAGAAAGAAACACUUAAAAAGAGAGACCAGGAACUUGCAGAGCUAAGAAGAAAAGCUGAUCUGUUGGAGGAAGACCCUUUUGAUUAUCAACGCGUGUUAAAAUCCAAUGCAAACAAGCAUGUCACAGUGGAUGACGCUCUUCCAGAAGAGGAAGAUGUUGAUGAAUCCUAUGAAGGUUUUGUGAAGGCAAUGGAGCAAGCACCUGAAAAACCUGCAUCAACAACACAAAAAUUAAAGGAAAAGGAAGAAAAAGAAAAGCAAAUUAAGGAACAAGUGGAAGAGAAGAAACGAAAAUUCGACGAGCUUAUGGCAACAUCACAGCAGCGAGCUGAAAAGAAAGUUUCCAGUUCUGGUGCACCUACAAAGAAAAAGAAACAAGUUAUUGGACUUGACGAAGCUGAAGAAAUGGCUCUCAAACUCCUUGAAAAUAAACUGUAG